Neocloeon triangulifer is the source of this 1191-nucleotide messenger RNA. RefSeq lists its product as uncharacterized. The coding region runs from base 112 to 795 and encodes 227 amino acids. The record is from RefSeq and is a predicted model, not a curated record. The transcript is spliced from 2 exons. Lineage: Eukaryota; Metazoa; Arthropoda; Insecta; Ephemeroptera; Baetidae.
GUCAAACUCACAUCUUCUCAAGUCAGUCGCGUUCGUCGCAGCAUCCUGACCACCGGCCUUGUGCGUUUAUUGUGCACCUCAAAGAAGUACAUCUUAAUAUAAAAGUACAAAAUGCGCCUUUUGAAUGUCUUCCUCACCCUUUUACUGGGGACCGCAUCAACCCUUGCCGACCACUUCAGCCCUUCCGAGCCCCCUCGACCCAUCUACAUGGCACCACCCUCCACUUCAGAGCACCCUGGCGCCCUCUACUUGGCCGCCCUGGUCAACCAACUGAGCACCGAACGCUAUAACAAGUACCGCAUCGAAGGUCCCACCCCUGUCCCUGAGACCCAUCACAACUCGCCCAGCACCCAGUACACGCCAGGGUCCUUCAUGGGCGCCCUCGAGUCCUUCUACAACGAGGCGUCUGAAAAUUAUCUGCAGAAGCCACCUGAGAGCAGCACCUAUUCUUCUUCUUACCCUUCCAACAACAAGUACCCUGUGCCCUCGGAGGACAACAACCUGUACUACUGGCACCAACCUGGCGAGGACGAGUCGAGCACCAACAUGGCCGACGACAUGGACUCGGAAAUGGGACAUGUCAAGGGCAACGAGGUCGCCGUGACCGCCAACCCGCUCUUCGCAGCCAUGGCCAGUUUCAUCGGAUUGUCGACCCUUUUCGCCGCCUCAGUAAUUCUCUUCCCCAAAUUCGGGGGCAGAAGUCUGCAAGCGGGGCCAGAGGAGGAGGAGGAGCGUGACUGGGCCAAGCAGAUCAUCCGCACCCUGGAGAAAAUGCAAGACAAAAAGAAGCAGUGAUUGCAAAAGAACUAUUAUAUAUGAAACUCAUUGUGUGUCUGACUGACUGACUAGCCUUUAUUUGUGGUAAACACGUACGAAUUUUCAAUUAAAUUUAAGUAUAGCCAAAGUCUGGAUUUUCUUAUAAAGCUUUUUGUACAAAAGGAAUGGAGAGCGUAGCUACGGGCAAAUGUGAGAUAAAAAAAGUUUGGGUCACAUUUUUCAUUUAAAUGUUUUUGAGAAUUUAAUGGUUUUAAAAUUUUUGGCCUGGAAAUAUCCUGGCAUUAAAAUUUUGAACAAACAAAUUGGUUUCGGUAACAAUUUCAGCUGCUUAUGCUGAUGAUUGGGAUAAUUAUAUUAUGUACAUUAAAGGGUGAUUUUCUCUCUGUAUAUUCAUACCAAUAUGUUAAGUUUUAA